Messenger RNA from Stegastes partitus (bicolor damselfish), 1005 nucleotides. Its product is annotated as calpain small subunit 1-like. Gene Ontology annotation, cellular component: calpain complex. Lineage: Eukaryota; Metazoa; Chordata; Actinopteri; Pomacentridae. The coding region runs from base 132 to 773 and encodes 213 amino acids. The record is from RefSeq and is a predicted model, not a curated record. The transcript is spliced from 11 exons. Gene Ontology annotation, molecular function: calcium ion binding.
CUGGACUGGUUCCGUCAGAGGGAGCGUCCCGGUUCAAGACUCCGCUCCGGUGCGUCUCAGCUCCAGUCCGCUGAAGCUCCGCGUCCCUCCGUCUGUGUCUGUCUGCAGCUGAAGCUCCGCUCAACGGCAACAUGCUGGGUUUCCUGAACACCAUCAUAAAGGUCGCGAGCAACAUCGAUCCUUCUCAGUUCAUCCCCUCCGACCCGCCUGCUCCUCGCCGGCCGCUGAACUUCGCCGAGGCUCACGAGAAUGACGAGGAGAAGCAGUUCCGGAGGGUUUUCCAGCAGCUGGCCGGAGACGACAUGGAGGUGAGCCCCACUGAGCUGAUGAACAUCCUCAACAAGAUCAUCUCCAAACAUGGAAGCCUGAAGACCGACGGCUUCAGCAUCGAGUCCUGCAGGAGCAUGGUGGCUGUCAUGGACAGCGACAGCACCGGCAAACUGGGCUUCCACGAGUUCAAGUAUCUGUGGAACAACAUCAAGAGAUGGCAGGGCGUCUACAUGUCCCAGGACGCCGACCAAUCAGGCGUGAUCUGCUCUCGGGAGCUGCCGCGAGCCUUCAAGGCUGCAGGUUUCCCGCUGAACGAUCAGCUCUACAAGCUGAUUAUCCGUCGCUAUAGCGAUGAGCACGGCGACAUGGACUUUGACAACUUCAUCGGCUGCCUGGUGCGACUGGACGCCAUGUGCAGAGCGUUCAAGACUCUGGAUUCAGACAACAGCGGCUCCAUCGAGCUCGACAUCAAGGAGUGGCUGCAGCUCACCAUGUAUUCGUGAAGACGGACGCUGCUGCACAGAAGAACCUCACCUCAACCCGCUUCGCUUCUGCUUUCGGAUGUUUGGUUCUGUCUGAAAGCCGACGGGACCAAACAGAAAACGGACCAAACGGCGCCGCUCUCGGACGUCUUCGUGUCGCUCGUUUAUUUCAUGAAACUUUACAUUUUUUUGAAACGCUUUGUUGGAAUUGACUCUAAAUGUUUGAAAGAAUAAAGAGACACGACUGACGGUC